AUGUCAUUAAGCAAUUUGACUCUUAGUCAGUAUUAUGAAAUACAAAAGCUAGAAACAGAAGCUUUACAGUCCAUUUACAUGGACGAUUUUACAGACUUAACUAAACGACAUUCAUCUUGGGAUAAACAUCCACAGAUCAUAUUUGAGAUAGGUUUAAGGUCUCAAGAAUCUGAUCCUGCUGAAUGCUCAUUGAAUUUGCAUGUAGUUCUCCCGUCUACUUAUCCUCAUGCAGCUCCUCAGAUUACAUUCAAGAAUGUAAUAAAUGUGCCAGAUGGCCAACUGAAUAAGCUCAGGCAGGAAAUCAAAGAAAUACAUCAAAGAUCUAAAGGGCAAGAAAUCAUAUAUGAAAUCAUUAUUGCAACGCAAGAUGUCCUAGAAGAUUCGCAGAAACAUGUGGUAACUGAUUCUUUAGAGGAUCAGAGGCUGCAGCGGAUCAGAGAUGAAGAGGCUCGAAUGAAACUCGAAGAAGAGCAAAGACAAAAAAUGAUUGAAAAACAGAAGAUGCAGGAACAGAAAUUGAUUGACGAAGUGUUCCAAAAAGAACUAGCUAAGAGAAUGGAUGAUGAAGUGCUCGAAUUCAGUAACGAUAAGGAGAUUGAUUUAUUGCCGCCUGCCGAAUUGACCUCUUCGGGGCAGGCGUUCGUUUUUCCACAACUCAUCACAGCAAAGCUACCUAAUAACUCGCAGUAUAAAUUCAGAGCUGUUAUACAACCUCAAUCAAUUAAUUUAUGUGACGAUCCGCUAUCUUUCGCAUCCCAGAUGCUUGUUAAACCAUUUAUUCCGGCUGAAUCACCACUAUAUAAUGUUUUGAAAUCUUCGGAUCAACUUGACAGCAUUCAAUACCUUUUGACAGAAGUGAUAUUGGACAAUCCAUACUUCAAUACAAGCAAUGGUAAAAAGGAAAUAUCUCUUUUGGAGAAAGACUUGGAAGCGGUGAUACAGGUAAAUCACGAUAAUGUGAAUAGGCUUUAUGCUUUCAGUGUCGAAAGGCUCGGUAGAAAUAGCUCGACCUUCCAAUGGAAGAUAAGGUUGCUUACAGAAUUUGCACAAUUUACUACAUUAAAUGAUAUUGUGACAUCUGUAGGAUUCGUUAACUUGGCCACAGCCCGUGGGUGGCUGUUGAGACUACUUGAAGGUCUCGAAAAUUUGCACAAACACGGAAUUUCUCAUAGAUUAAUUGAUAUGCAUACUGUCCAACUUUCGAAAGAUACUGAUUUUGGUACAACAAUCCCAAAAUUGAUUCAUCCAUCUUAUGGGUACACUAUUCUUUCCAUGGUCACUAGAUAUCCUAGCAAAAACGGUGUGAAACUUGAAUUACCCAAUAUUAAAUGGAUUGCACCAGAAUUGGUCAAAUUUAAAGGCAGCAAACCUCAAAGAAAAACGGAUAUCUGGCAAUUGGCAGUGUUAUUCAUUAUCAUCAUUAGUGGUGUUGACACCACCAUAAACUUUAGCUCUCCGGAUGAGUUCUUGGAAACUGUUGAAAUGGAUGACAGUCUAUAUGAAUUUCUCAAAAAAAUGCUACAACCUGAACCAAAACAAAGACUGACCCCAUUAGAACUUCUUCCGAUGAAAUUUUUGAGAACAAAUAUAGACGCUGGAAUAAAUAAGCUAAAUCUAUAUCCAGAUUCUCUCAUUGAUAAUAAAACUUUGUCAACUUUGCCCUCAUCAUCAGGAUCGCAAACCUUAAGAUCACGGACUGCCUCUAGAGCAUCAACUGAUGGUGGUAGAAGGCGAAGUUUUAAUAUAGGGUCUCGCUUUUCCUCGUUGAAUUCAGGAUCUAGGUCCAGAUAUGCUACCGACUUCGAGGAAAUUGCAGUACUUGGAAAGGGUGCUUAUGGUCAAGUCGUCAAAGCUCGCAAUGCAUUAGAUAGUAGAUAUUAUGCGAUCAAAAAGAUAAGACACUCUGAAGAAAAGCUUUCUACAAUACUAAGUGAAGUCAUGCUUUUGGCAAGUUUAAACCACAGAUAUGUGGUUAGAUAUUAUGCUGCUUGGUUAGAAGAAGAACAAGCCAAUCAUGAUAGUACUGCUAUUGAAAGUGAAGAUGAAUUCAGUGAUGAUUCAUAUAGUUUCAGUAGCUCAGACGGGCAGGGUUCAAUAAAUAAGUCAUUGACAGGUUUGAAUAGCAAUAACUGGGACUUUAUAUCGAACUCUUUCCAAGGAUCUUAUCCUGAAAUUGUUUUCGGCAACUCCUCCGAUGAAGAUGAAGAUGAAGCUGAAGAUGAAGAUGCAACAGGCGUUUCAAAAGCAUCUGCAAGUGAGGUAACUGGUUUAGACUCCUCAAAGAAUGAUACUCUACAGGAAGAUGGUAUUGGAGAUAUGAAGUUCGGUAGAGAUAAACGUUCUAAAAUGAAAUCAUUAUCUGUUAAAAGUCCUCGUAAAAGUACUCUAUUCAUUCAGAUGGAAUACUGUGAAAACAGAACUCUUUAUGACUUGAUUCACACUGAGAGUCUAAACAACCAAAAAGAGGAGUACUGGAGACUUUUCCGUCAGAUUUUAGAAGCAUUGAGCUAUAUUCACUCUCAAGGAAUUAUUCAUAGAGACUUGAAACCCAUGAAUAUUUUCAUUGAUGAAUCUCGUAACAUUAAAAUCGGUGAUUUUGGUUUGGCAAAGAAUGUUCAGAUAUCCCAAGAUACCUUAAGAAGGGACUCUUUUACUAGUGCAGGAAGUUCAGGUGAUCUAACCUCAGCAAUCGGGACUGCUUUAUAUGUUGCAUCGGAAAUAAUAACCAGUCAUGGUAACUAUAAUGAAAAAGUUGACAUGUACUCAUUAGGUAUUAUCUUUUUUGAAAUGAUUUACCCUUUUGAUACAGGAAUGGAAAGAGUCAACGUGAUCAAGAAACUCAGGAACAUUGAUGUAGAGUUUCCAUCAGAUUUUGACGAUAAGAAGCUACACACCGAAAAAAAGAUUAUCAAACUACUUUUGGAUCACGAUCCCGUAAGGCGGCCUACUGCUUCUGCAUUAUUACGUAGUGGGUGGGUGCCAGUAAAGAAUCAGGAUGAAUUAAUAAAGGAAGCUUUGAAGAACAUAUCAGAUCCUUCCUCUCCAUGGCAACAGCAAGUGAGAGAAAAUUUGUUCACUCAGCCGUACCAUUUGUCAAGUGAUAUUUUAUUCGAUUUAUCUAGAUCAGAUACAACACCAUUUUUGCAGUUGUUGCGUGCACAGAUGGUCGAUGAAGUAAUUAAAAUUUUCAGAAGGCAUGGUGCUAUUGAAAACAAUGAGCCUCCUAUAAUUUUUCCAAAGGCACCAAUAUAUUCUACUCAAAAUGUAUACGAAGUUUUGGACCGGGGUGGCUCUGUGUUGCAAUUGCAAUACGAUUUAACAUAUCCAAUGGCAAGAUACUUGUCAAAAAAUCCCAAUACAACAUCCAAGCAAUACCGUAUGCAGUAUGUUUUCCGACCCUCAGAGAGUACUCAUUCGAGCACUGAGCCUAGAAAAUUUGGUGAGGUGGAUUUUGAUAUCAUAUCUAACUCUAGUACUGACUCUGCAGUCCACGAUGCCGAGUGUUUGAAAGUCGUUGACGAAAUUGUCUCUACCUUCCCCGUCUUUACCAACACCAACACCAUCCUUGUCAUCAACCAUGCAGAUAUCUUGGAUGGUGUGUUCAACUUCUGCAAUAUCGAUAAGGCUCAACGGUCCCUUGUAUCCCAUAUGCUAUCUCAACUUGGUUUUGGGAGAGCAUUCAAGGAUUUGAAAAUCGAUCUAAGGUCGCAAUUAAAUAUAUCCUCUACCUCGUUGAAUGAUCUUGAACUUUUUGAUUUCAGAUCAGAUUUAGAAACGUCCAAAAAGAGACUAAGCAAGCUUUUAGUUGAUAGUCCCUACUUGAAGCGAAUUGAGGAAGCAUUUGGUUAUGUCUCCAAAGUGGUUGACUACUUCAAACCAUUAGGAGUAACACGAAAUGUUGUGAUAUCACCCUUAAGUAACUAUAACAAUGGCUUCUACAAAGGUGGUAUAAUGUUCCAGUCCGUAUUUGAUAAUGGCAGAACUAGGAGCCUAAUAAGCGCAGGAGGUCGAUACGAUAAUUUAAUCUCAUUGAUUGCCAGACCAUCUGGCGGAAAACUAAAUCAUAUUCAAAAGGCGGUAGGGUUUAAUUUAGCUUGGGAAACUAUGUUUUUGAUAGUAAAAAAUUACUUCAAGUUAGCAGGAGGAAGAACCAACAAAAAGUUCACUAAAAGCAUUAAAGUAGGUAAUAAUGAAUGGAAACCGAAGAGGUGUGAGGUUUUAGUUUCUAGUUUCUCGAAUUCCAUUUUAAAUACUGUCGGAAUCGAGGUUGUCAGCAAACUUUGGAAAGCUGGCAUUAGUGCGGAUAUUGUUAGAGGCUGUUUUUCUGUUGAAGACGUCAUAACUUCAGCUCAAAAAGAUGGUGUUGAUUGGAUUGUCUUGAUUAAGCAACAAAGUUACUCCAUCGCCAAUACCAAAAGGAAGUACAAACCACUCAAAAUCAAAAAUUUAAGCACAAACUUUGAUGCUGACAUGGAUAUCGAUGAAUUUUUGUCGUUAUAUGAAGAUUCUUUCAACAGGGAGGCUAACAAUGACUUACCAAUGAAAGACGAUUUCUUUAGUGAACAUGAUGACAGAAAUAAGUGGGAUGACAAUAGCAGCCAGGAGAGAAGCCAAGAUGGGGAGAGCGACACUAUUUCUGCAGCCGGUCCCCAAAAGGUGAUUUUCAUUCCUAAUCCAGCCACUCGAGCAAAGGGAAAGCCAAGCAAAAAAGACAAAUGGGUCUUUGAAGAAUCUGCAAGGAACGCUUCUAGACAAUUGAUUCACAGUUUGUCUUCUGUUCCUAUAUUUGCUGUCGAUGCCAUUCAUGAUGAAACUCUAGAGAUCAUUUCCAUUACAUCUCUUUCACAGAAAGAUGAAUGGCUUAGAAAAGUAUUUGGGUCUGCUGCGAAUUCAGCUCCAAGAAGUUUUGCAACAAAUAUAUAUAACAACCUUUCAAAAGAAGCAGCGAAAGGCGGCAGAUGGGCCAUCGUUCACUGUAACAAAACUGGUAAGUCGUGUGUAGUGGACUUGCAACGAUAA
Kluyveromyces lactis is the source of this 5019-nucleotide messenger RNA. It is a transcript of the gene GCN2, whose product is annotated as serine/threonine-protein kinase GCN2. Gene Ontology annotation, molecular function: protein binding; eukaryotic translation initiation factor 2alpha kinase activity; ATP binding. Gene Ontology annotation, biological process: regulation of translational initiation by eIF2 alpha phosphorylation; DNA damage checkpoint signaling. Lineage: Eukaryota; Fungi; Ascomycota; Saccharomycetes; Saccharomycetales; Saccharomycetaceae. The transcript has a single exon. Bases 1 to 5019 code for a protein of 1672 amino acids. The record is from RefSeq and is a predicted model, not a curated record. Gene Ontology annotation, cellular component: cytosol.